GGAAAUCAAAGAGCCAGGUGUGGAUUCCUAGGUCGGGCUAAAAGACUGGCGUGACGGCACUUAGUUAUAUCUUUGCAUUUCGGUUAAGCAGGUUAUCUAACGAAUUGUUCCCUUCCUGGUCUUCGCCCUCUCUUGUUAUCUAUUCCAAGGUAGCCGGAUUUUAAUGGCAACUGACUCUUUGCUAGGAAAAAGGUAGUUCAAGUCAACUAUCUCGAUCAAUCAAUUUCGCAUCAUGCGGGUUUAGCGAGCGCUUUGGCUCAUAGGCCAUUUCGGCUUUCUUGUUCAUGGAUCUCACCAUAAGCAUGAUCACCAUAAUACUAUCCACAAGAAGCUUCACGAGGAGCACAAACGAGAAGUCUCUUCUUCGAUUGCUGGCGUUGAUCAAGCAGCAGCAACCGGUUCUAUUUCCACCUCCCAUAACGAUUCAGAUGCAGCUGCAGCUGUUGCCAGGGCUUUGAAAGUCUUGGGCGUGAGAAAUAAACAACGCAUGGAACACAUUCAAUACAACAAGUAUGAACUUGCUACUCCAGAAAAAGCCCAAUAUGCAGCCCCCGUCGCCCCGCUUGACUAUAGCCAGGGUGCAGUUGAUCAAGCAGAAAGCACAGAGCCAUUGCUCACUCGACGUGAUACAAAUUCUACUAUUGGAUAUAGAUACUCAGUUCCUUUUGAGCUCAAGGAAGCUGCAAGAGCUGUUGCCGAGUCAAACCCUCCUUCGCCAUCUACUGGAAACCACAGUGCUGUUGCGGCUCAGAUGCGGGCUAAAUACGGAGACAAAACUAAGGAUACCCUUACUCCCGCACAAAUGUUGCGAGCUUAUGAUAGGCUGUCAGGAAGUGUUUUUGACACAAAUGGCACCAUCUCUACCAGCCAUCAGGGUACCUUGGAGACCCGAGAAUCAUCAACUUGGUGGAUGGCGACCAUGACACAGCGUGGAAGCAGUCCUUUUGCUCCAUCUGGAUACAAAGUUUGGAGGAACGUAAAAGAAUAUGGUGCCAAAGGUGAUGGAGUCACUAAUGACACCGUUGCCAUCAACCGUGCUAUUUCUGAUAGUGGCCGAUGCGGCGCCAACUGUGGCUCUAGCACAAUCUACCCUACAGUUGUUUAUUUCCCCCGGGGAACUAUCUAGUUAGCAGCUCAAUCAUCCAGUACUAUAAUACGCAACUCAUCGGCGAUCCUCUCGAACUUCCCACAAUUCUCGCUGCAAGCAGCUUUGUUGGUUUGGGUGUCAUUACUUCCGAUGUUUAUAUUGGAGAUCAGGAAGAAUGGUACAUCAACACAAACAAUUUCCUUCGCAGUGUACGCAAUUUCAAGAUUGAUAUCACGCGGACAGACCAAGGCGCAUAUGUUUGUGCAGUUCACUGGCAGGUCGCUCAAGGGACUUCCCUUGAAAACCUUGAAAUCUAUAUGACACAAGAUGUCUCUACCACCCAGCAAGGAAUUUACAUAGAGAAUGGAAGCGGUGGUUUCAUGAGUGAUCUGACAUUUGUGGGAGGCAAUUUUGGUGCAUACCUUGGAAACCAGCAAUUUACAACCAGUCAUCUGGUAUUUGUGAACUGUAAUACAGCACUCCAAAUUCACUGGGACUAGGCCUGGACUAUGCAAGAUGUAGUCAUUGAGAGCUGCCGUACCGGUGUGGUCAUUGUCGGUGGAGCUAGAGGACCAUUCAGCACUGGCCAAGGUGUAGGAUCUUUUGUCUUGGUCGAUGCCAUUAUCGCCAACACUCCCACGGGAAUUACCACUACUCUCUACGGGGAAAACUCCACCGCACUGCUUCUACAGAAUGUGGGUUUCUAUAAUACCCAAAAUGCCAUUUAUGAUCAAGGUGCUGGCAAAGCUUUGAUUCCCGGCGGAGAUCAAACAAUCCUCGAUUCAUGGGGAUUUGGAAUGGUCAGCGAUCCCAGCGGUUCACGUUUCGUUUCCGGUAACAAUCUAUUGGCCAUGAAUCGCACCAGUUCACUUGUGGGCACUAACAAAUACAAUGUCCGACCUAACUUCUUUACACGUCGCAGACCUAAGUACAUUGACCUUGGAAAUACCCAGGUUCUAGAUGUCAAGGCACUCGGUGCAAAGGGUGACGGUGUCACUGAUGAUACGACAGUCCUGAAUAGCAUCCUCUCACGGGGCUCAAAUAUGUCUUCGAUUAUCUACUUUCCUCAUAGUGUCUAUUUGAUCAAAGACACACUGAAAAUCCCGAAGAACUCUCGAAUUCUCGGUCAGGCUUGGUCCCAGAUUAUGGCUACUGGUCCUAAGUUUCAGGACUUGGAAAACCCCUAUGUGGCUGUGAGGGUUAGACAGCAAGGGGACAUUGGUAUCGUCGAAAUACAAGAUAUCCUCUUCACUGUUUCCGGUCCUACUGCCGGAGCCGUGCUUAUGGAGUGGAAUGUGCACGAAUCAACCCAAGGGUCAGCUAGCUUAUGGGAUUCGCAUUUUCGUAUUAGUGGCGCUAUUGGCUCCGGCCUGCAAGCUGCCGAUUGCCCGAAGGAAUCCGGCACCGUCAACAAAAGGUGCAUAGCAGCUGCGCUUAUUCUUCGACUGACACAAAGCUCCUCUGCAUAUUUGGAGAACGUCUGGGUAUGGACAGCCGAUCACGAUCUCGACAGAACCUCUCAAGACCAGCUUGAUAUCUACGCUGCUCGUGGAAUACUUAUAGAAAGUCAGGGCCCAACAUGGCUGUACGGUACAUCCUCUGAGCAUCACGCUCUUUACCAGUACCAGUUCUACAAUGCCAAAAACGUGGUUAUGGGUAUGAUUCAGACCGAAUCUCCGUACUAUCAACCUGUACCUCGGGCACCACAGCCGUUCAAAGUUAGACAAUUUCCUGCCGAUCCCGACUUCACCAAUUGUACUUCUACGUCUCUUACCUGUUCAGUUUCUUGGGCUGUCAGGAUUAUUGACUCUUCUUCUAUAUAUCUUCUUGGCGCUGGGCUCUAUAGCUGGUUCUCGGACUACUCGCAAAAUUGUGUUGAUAAUGAUCAUUGUCAAGAUAGGGCCUUUGAGAUUGAAGAGAGUUACGAUGUUUGGAUCUACAACCUGGUCUCAAAAGCCAUUCGCGAAAUGGUUAGCCCUCGUGGUGAGAUGCCAACAUAUGCGACCGACAACAAAAACGGCUUCUUGUCCUCUCUACUCGCUUGGAUCAGAGGCCCAAAAGAAAUAAUUGGCAGCCGGGACCACGCAGGCUUCCACGUCUGGGAUUCUGACACGGACUCAGAAGCUCUCGCAGGCUUGCCCUCUGCGUGCAAGACAUCGCUGACACAGCUGGUCCGGUGUGACAUCUGGGCAUCUACGUUCUUAGGCGAAUCAUAUCGUGGCUCGCUCCAUAACGACACACUAACAGACUCUGUCUGUGAUGAGAGCUGCGGGGAGUCUUUGAAAUCUUGGUUUGAUAGUGUUGCCACUGAUUGCGCCGGAUAUAACGUCUCCAGCUCUGCCCCAACCAAGUACGGUGGGCAGAUCUGGUCUGGGUGGAACGAAACAUGUCUCAAGGAUCCCACAACCGAUAAAUACUGCAAUGAUAUUAUCGAGGGCUUCAGUGAAGUCGACUUCACGAAAGACAGACCGAAGAGUGAACUUUGCAGCUUCUGCUAUGUGGAAAGACUGGAAAUGAUGCAACGCUCGUCAUACUCGGUGUAUGAUGAAUACUUUCAAGCAGACUUGGUGGUAGUUCACGCCAGGUGUGACAUCUCCGGUCCCACGGAGAUGCCACCAUCUCUAGACGCACCUCCAGAAUUCCACCCUAAGCCUGCCUGCCUAUCCGGGAAGAGAUACACAACCGUCGAUGGCGACACAUGUGACUCUGUUGCGUUGCACCUCAAUGUCUCAUCUGCAUCGUUUGUAAUGGCCAACAACCGCCAUACCAUAGUUUGCGAUAGAUUACCUUCGGAUAUGGAUCUGUGUGUUCCAACGACAUGUGCGAGCACAUAUGUCUUGAAAGAUACUGAUACUUGUCGUUCGAUCGAGGAAGCCAAUAGCAAUAACGUAGGGGACGUACGAAGGUACAAUCCCUGGGUCGAAUUCGACUGUUCGAAUCUCCAGAGCACGACUCCUUCAUUUGGUCACGUAAUUUGCCUUCGUGAUUCUGACGAAAGUUAUACAGCGACUGCUCCGAUUCCUGGUGUUACAAUUAGCCCGGGAAGAAGUUCGGGAUACUCAAGGACUGUUGUUGACCCUCCCUCCAACGCUACCGUGGCUAAUGGUACAACCUUAAAAUGCGGCAAAUGGCAUGUCGCCAAAGAGGGCGAGAGCUGCCCUAUGAUCUGUCUGGGCGAGUCGAUUACCUCCACCUUGUUCCUUGCGGUGAAUCCUUCGCUUUCCAGUUCUAAUUGCUCCCUCGCCCUAGUGACUGGGAAUGCAUAUUGUGCUGGACCCACGACCAACUGGGCAUCUUUGUCUGAGGAAUGAGGUUUUUCUGUUGGUGCACGGCUCUUGAAUAUUGGCUUUGAUAUACAUAUGCUGUAAUAUUUGCGAAAUUUAAUCCAACAUUGACAUUGAGAAUGAACAUGAACAGGUUCAGUUUAGAGGUUGAGAUGAGAUGACCUAACCACAAUCACUUUUCGUCACCAAUGUCAGG
Messenger RNA from Penicillium subrubescens, 4567 nucleotides. Its product is annotated as glycoside hydrolase family 55 protein. The transcript is spliced from 10 exons. Bases 1597 to 4398 code for a protein of 933 amino acids. The record is from RefSeq and is a predicted model, not a curated record. NCBI's taxonomy places the organism in Eukaryota, Fungi, Ascomycota, Eurotiomycetes, Eurotiales, Aspergillaceae.